AUUGAGCUAUGGGUGUGGUCAGUAGAAAACCUUAGAGGAUGACUUCUCCAAGCCCCCCGAUCCACUUCGACUCCAUGCCUUCGUGCUGUUUUGUCUGUCGGCUGAAAAGAAAGAGAUGCGUUCAGCUCCCAAAUCACUUAUCCUGUACCGCAUGUCAACGUUUGCGCGUUGAGUGCAUGUCCUGCAUAAUCAAAAUUCCCAAUGCGGUCAGAGAAUCGACCGAGGCUCGGGAGUGUCUGGAGGAGGCCAACGCUCUGGCUUCCGGUGACCCUGGGCGUGUUGAGAUAGGCCCCUAUUUUCUGUGUGUCGUCGUCCCAUGCAGGACUCAUUCCACCUCAAUAGCACCGCUCCCAAAGACGCGACAAUUUCUUUCAAAUUUACAAUCGAACCUCAGGGAUACAGCAACUCUGCCUCUAGCUGACCUGAGGAUCCCUGCAACGACCUCAAUCUUUUCCCCAACGGCUGUUCCGCCAAACGGAACUCAUGAAUGGGAAAACCGAGUAGAUACUGUUUCAGCCUUUGGGGUGUCCGCCGCGGUUCUGCCGAUAAAUGAUCUUGGAUACAUGCCACCCAUUAAUUCAGAGGCCUCAUCCUCUAUCUUGGGUUCAUCUGGAUAUGUCAGAACCGUCGAUGAAGCGAACCUCUUGCAUGUUGGUUCCCUCCCGUAUCCUGCCCACAUCCCCAAUCCUGAAGCAACCAUUCCACUGAAUGGUGCCAUCUGCUCUGACUUGGCGCCCCAGCCAACAACUCCCAACCACGAGACAGUAUCUUAUGGCGAGAAUUGGAAUCUUCCUCAGAUGUCGGACAACUCACAUAUCGCUGUCAACUAUGGAAGCGCUGGACUUUCUACAGUGCCCUACCCACAAUUAGAUGCCUCUUUGCAUGAAACUCGUGCCGAAACUUUGGGCAAUGGUGCGAAUUGGGAUCAGGAUGCCGUGGACUGGCUUAGGGGAUUGGCUUGGAGUAUGGGAUAUCACCUCGUCCCUCGCCGCGCUGUCAUUUCCAGUGGCGGGGCCCUAGUGUAAGAGUUCCGUUUCAUGGCUUUUUUUUUGGGUGUAGGUGUCUUUCUUCUCUCUGCUUGAUCUAGUGUGUCCAUAAAUCGUUGAUGUGGGCCAGCUGAUUCUAUGUGCGUCCUUGCCUGUGUCAUUAUCGACUUCGGUGUUUGGAGAUUCUAUGCCACAUGGAAUUUUUGAGUGCUUGUACAGUAAAAUUUGUGAGCUUGUGUUCCUUCAUGACUUGGUCUUAGGCGAUCGAAGCGCUGUUCUUGACGUAGCUUAAUUCAUUUCACCGAGGAAAAAAUAGCGAGUAUUCAUG
This is a messenger RNA of Cantharellus anzutake, 1314 nucleotides long. RefSeq lists its product as uncharacterized. The transcript is spliced from 3 exons. Gene Ontology annotation, molecular function: DNA-binding transcription factor activity, RNA polymerase II-specific; zinc ion binding. Gene Ontology annotation, biological process: regulation of DNA-templated transcription. Bases 39 to 1025 code for a protein of 328 amino acids. The record is from RefSeq and is a predicted model, not a curated record. NCBI's taxonomy places the organism in Eukaryota, Fungi, Basidiomycota, Agaricomycetes, Cantharellales, Hydnaceae.